This is a messenger RNA of Labrus mixtus (cuckoo wrasse), 1665 nucleotides long. Its product is annotated as gap junction delta-2 protein. The transcript has 2 exons. Gene Ontology annotation, cellular component: connexin complex. Bases 144 to 1253 code for a protein of 369 amino acids. Lineage: Eukaryota; Metazoa; Chordata; Actinopteri; Labriformes; Labridae. The record is from RefSeq and is a predicted model, not a curated record. Gene Ontology annotation, biological process: cell communication.
UCAGCCUAUUCUCUCCCUGCACGCUCAACACGAUUCAUCUCAUCAUUGCUUCAAGAUAAAAAAAUAGCCAUGCACGCUGCAUGGCAAAGGCCACUGUGUGAGGAUUUAUUCUGGAAAAAUCAAGGACACAUUCAGGGUGAGCGAUGGGGGAUUGGUCCAUUCUCGGUCGCUUCCUGUCCGAGGUCCAGAACCACUCCACAGUGAUCGGGAAGAUCUGGCUCACCAUGCUGCUUAUCUUCCGCAUCCUGCUGGUGGCGCUGGUGGGCGACGCCGUGUACAGCGAUGAGCAGUCCAAGUUCACCUGUAACACCCAGCAGCCCGGCUGUAACAACGUGUGCUACGACACCUUCGCCCCUGUGUCUCACCUGAGGUUCUGGGUGUUCCAGAUCGUGCUGGUGUCCACGCCGUCCAUCUUUUACAUCGUGUUCGUCCUUCAUAAGAUCGCCAAGGACGAGAAGCUGGGCGAGCAGAAGCCUCAGGUGUUGACUCAGAGAGCAUCCAGACAGAGGCGGGAGAGGAGCAUGGAGAAGGAGGGGGUGGAGUCUCUGAGAGUGGGCGUGCCUACAUACUGUCCUCACUACAGGGAGGACUGGGACCCCCGGGACAGGGAGGGGGAGGGCCAGAGGUACCUGGAGGAGGAUUAUGGCGAGGUCGGGGAGGACCCCACCCGUCAGUCCAACCAGAUCCUGCUCAUCUACAUCCUGCAUGUGCUGCUGCGCUCCGUCAUGGAGAUCACCUUCCUGAUUGGUCAGUACUUCCUGUUUGGGUUCGAGGUGCCUCACCUGUACCGCUGCGAGACCUACCCCUGCCCCACCCGGACGGACUGCUUCGUGUCCAGGGCCACAGAGAAGACCAUCUUUUUAAACUUCAUGUUCAGCAUCAGCCUGGGCUGCUUCGUGCUCAACAUGGCCGAGCUGCACUACCUCGGCUGGGUCUACAUCUUCAGGAUCCUAUGCUCCGCCUGCUCCACCUGCUGCGGUCAGGACAGGGACACCAUCCGCCUGUACUCCCACCACAACCCCCUCCUCCUGCAGCUGCGACACUCUCUGAGGGGACAGCUCGUCCUGCAGACCCCGUCCGCCAUGGUCCCCGAGAAGAGCGGGGGUCUGCUCGCACACGGCCCGGCCAUCUCCUUCGAGACCGACUCGACCGUCGAGUGCACGUCCAAGAGGAGUCCAGAGAGCAGGGACAAGGUCAAGGUGAAGCUGGCCAACAUGGCCCGCAUGGGACGGACUAAGAAGUCCUGGCUCUGAGAGAGACCACUUUAGAUCCGCGCAAAGACGACUGUCAUGCUUUAACAUGGACAUUAAUAUUAAAAAGAAUGACCUUUAAAACUGCUGACACAUCACUUUAUAUCUGAGACAAAGAGAACUGUAACGCUUCACAUGGACAUUAAUUUUAUGAAUAUAUAGACAGCAGGAGAAUCUGUUUCUUUAGCUGUGUCCUAAAUCAGUUCAGUAUACUUACUUACUUUAAAGUACACAGACAGCAGAGCAGUAAAGAGAAGUUGAAGGAUUUCUUUCUCACAACUUUCACCUCUUACACAAUCAAGACUCAGGCAAAGUGUCAGUGUUGAUUUCAUCAAAACUUUUGAUUAUUACUUCUGCUAAAAAAUGUAUAAAUCGUGCAAACAAAUGUCAUAAGUAACUUAAAUGACGUAGGAAA